Molecule: messenger RNA, 6574 nt
Organism: Anopheles moucheti
Lineage: Eukaryota; Metazoa; Arthropoda; Insecta; Diptera; Culicidae
Exons: 15
Coding region: 27-4040 (1337 amino acids)
Molecular function (GO): ATP hydrolysis activity; protein binding
Source: RefSeq, a predicted model, not a curated record
AGAGAAAGAGAGGUUCAUAGUGUAAAAUGGGCAACUACUGUAGUUCCGGACAGACGAAAAAGGAUAAGGAUAAUGUUUCGGAAAAAUCCGAAGAAUCGCCCUCUUAUCAGCUGGCGGAUAAGGGAAAGAGCAAGGUGAACGAUGUGAAGGAGGCACCCUUGGCGGCGCCGGAAGUCACAUCGGACGCAUCCGGCACGGGCCAAAUCUCGAACAGCUCCAACGCGACCAAUGGGUGCAACGCGUCCAGUGUGGCUGGCGCGGGAGGAGGUGCUGAUGGGGCCAGAGCACAACCGAAAGCACUCCAGAACGUGCAAUCGAUGACGCUGUCGGAUUCCACCACGAACAGCCCGAUGACCGUGUCGCCACCAUGUGAUAUACCGCUAGUGCAUCAGAACUUACCGCAAAACCUAACACCACUGUACGGCAAACCGACAACCAAUAGGCGGACGGAUAAGUACAAAAAGAUCGUCCUUUACAUACUGGCCGCGGACGAUGGCUUCCAGACGGAGAAGGCAAUGCUGCGGGAGGUGUUUAAGGCACUGAACCAGAAAUGCCAGAGCCGUGGGUUUGAGCUGCACGUGGCCGAUCUGCAUGUGCUCCAGCCGAAAGGGAACAGCUUCGAUGUGAGCAAAUGGUUCAGUGGACCGCUCGAGGCACAGGGUGGCCAUGAGCUGGCCGCCAACUGUUUGGCGGAGAUUGCCCGCCAGUCCUGUGACUCGUACCUUAUACCGGUGCUGUUCCUUGGCGGUACGUUGGGUGAUCCGCUGCUGCCGCUGACGAUCGAAAGCCAAGACUUUGUGGCGGCACUGCAGAUGGCCGAACGGAAUCCGGCGGAACGAGCGAUACUGGAGAAGUGGUACGUGCUGGACGACAAAUCGCAACCAGCGUGCUAUCGGUUAAAUGCUACAGCCACACCGUCAAUGUCGGCGGAAGAAUCGCAGAAGGAACUCGCGUCGCUGCUGCAGACGUUGAUUGAUAUAUUCUCGAAAGAGCUGCGCGACUCUUACUUAACCACCGUCGUUGAACAGGAAAUCAACAAUACCGUGCUGAUCAGCCAAGAGCUAUCCAAGCGUUGCAUCUGGAUCCAGAGUGCAGUAGCAGCACCAAAGUCGGAAGGGUUAUCCUCUGUCGAGGCGGAAAUGGUGCGAAGGUUGACCAACAUACAGAACGAUCUGAAGAAUCAACUGUCCGAGAAGCACAUCAUUCGCAUCCCGGCCAACAUUGCCCAACAGCAACAGGAACAGUUUGGUACGAUGCUGGACACCUGUCUGGCGCAUGAGAUAGAUUCCAUCAUCGACGAACACGUCAGCAAGUACUCGAUACCGCACUGCACGUACGGCGUCGAUCGACGACUGCUCAGUGAGCUGGAAGAGGUGAACCGCCAUUCGCGUGUGUUGAACGAAAACUGCGCCAACUUCAGUACGACCGAUCGUGUCCGCGACUAUCUCACAUCGGCCCGGGGCAAACCGCUCGUUGUGUACGGCUCGAUGGGUGCGGGCAAGAGCGUCUUCAUGGCGAAACUGUCCCAAAACCUCCACACCUGGCUGCCGGAGUCCCAUCUCGUGAUGAGAUAUGCGAACCUUACCAUGCAAAGUUCGGAUGUAACUGGGCUGUUGGGAUCGAUAACGGAGCAGAUAUCAGUAUUAAUUAAGGGAGUGCCGACACGCUGCCAGCAUACCAUUCCAUCAUAUGGCGGUGUGCUGAAGUCGCUGUUGGAGGGUUCGAAGCAACAGAUCACCAUCCUGAUCGACUCGAUCGAUGCGUUGCGUGACGUGGAGGAGCUCGAUUGGCUACCCGUGACGCUGCUGGACAACGUGAAGCUCGUGCUGACGGUUAGCUCUGCCGGCACCGGUCAGGAUCUAGCGACUGCGGACAGUGUUGUACUGCAGCGUCUGCGGGAACGGGUUGGUGACGAUAGCUGCUUCCUGUGUCUCACCCCAUUCACCCAGGAGCAGUGGGAGGACGUGUUGUGCUUCGGUGGAGGCGAUAUUUACGCCGCCAACGGUGCGUUGCAGCUGCCCGAAUGUUGGAAAAAGUCGGGCGAGAAAAUUUCUAUCCAAGCGAAGAUUCUCUGGUGGCUUGGAUGGCUAGGCAUCACCAACCUUUCCGACACAUCCGUAUCGCACAUCAGCGAGCGUGUGUUUGAGAUACUGGAAGAGAAGUUUACUGCCGCCAUCGUCAGGCUGAUCGUAUCGCUGCUGCUAGCCUCCCGGGAAGGUUUGCUGGAGACGGAAAUCAUUACACUUAUAAGGAACUCUAAUUUAGUUACCGGAUCAACAACAAAACUGUGGACGCACUUUUGCUGGAAGAUGGGACCACUUUUUCUGCACAAUAAGAACAUUAUCGUCGUCGAUCGGACGCUGCGACAGGUGGCGGAAAAGCGGUACGAAGCGGACAUUAAGCAGGCGCACCGAAUCCUGUACGAUUACUACGAGCUGCAACCGAACGUGUUUCUCGACAAGAAGGGCAAAGAGCGAUGUUUUAACUAUAGGAAGAUUGUCGAAUUACCCUACCACAAGUACAAGCUCGAUGCGGUAGCGACCGAGAGCACCUUUACCAACUCUCCGUACCUGACCGAUCUGGCCUGGUUGCAGGACAAACUGAUCGCUACCGGAUGUGUUCAUAUUUUAAACGAUAUUUGUCUAGUCGAUGGUGCCGCUAGUGCCGGUACGCAUGUGGCGCUGCUAAAGUCAUUCAUCGAGGUGCACUUUAAGGCGCUCAACUAUGACGGACAUCAGCUGUACUCGUUACUGCGUCCGGUGCUGGUAGCGGAGCGGCAACGUGCCGGCUCGCCGUACGCGAACAGUGUGAUUGUGCAGCAGUGGCUGGAGACGAUCGAUAACAGUGCCGUACCGUUUCUGGAGAGGUUGACACAGGCCGGAGAGGAUGUAGAUGACCGGGAGAAGCAAACGGGCGACAAACCCGGCAAUGCUGGGUUCGAUCUGAUGAUGAACUUGAGCAUUGAAGGGUACUUCGUCAUAUCGCUCAGUACGGAACGGGAAGAAAUCUGUGUUUGGGAUGUUGCAAAAUGUCGAAAGGUACGGACCCUCACGGGAGUUCCGCAACCGUCUGCGAUUUGUCCGGUCGGUGACUACGGUGUGGCCGUUCUGUGUCGCCGAGAGAUUCGCAUCAUCGAUCUGAACGAGGGCAUGUUUAAGGUGACGCUCAAGGGCGUCAUGAAUCAGAAGAUGCCAUACUUUGGACUGCACGAUCCGUCGCACCUGGUGUGUCUGUCCCGCAACCGCAUGUACGUGAACCUGAUGAACAUCGAGUCGGGUGAUUGUGUGACCACGUUCAAGGCGGGUGAAGAUCGGUUCCUGAAUUCACUCCUCGUAUCGGGCGAUGGAAGAAUUCUCGUGUGCGGUGAUGAAACGCAGAAACCUUUCCCGUUGCUGGUGUGGCAUCUGUCGCAGAAGAAGCUGCUUUACGAUCUGCGCAUACCGCACCACGAUUUUAUCACCUCGUUGUCCGCCAUUACGCACGAAGGUUCGUACGUGUGUGUGGUUGCGAAGGAGCUGGCGGAACCGAGCCCCAACUUCAUCGUGGUGUACGAUCUGCAGAGUGGCACACUGUUCAAGAAGUGGAAACCGUCCUGCAACACGGUAUCGCUAGCCAUCUCGCAGACCAACACCUGCGUGAUUGCGGGGCUGGAAGAUGCGAGAAUUUUAAUCUGGGACUUGGUGACCGGUAACUGCCGUAGUACACUGGUGGGUCACAGUGCUCCGGUGACCUUGCUGAAGAUAGAUCCAACUGGGAAAAUCUUGCUCUCGAGCGAUAAGGAAGGGCGCGAUAUGUCCAUCCGGCUCUGGCAGCUCGAUAGUGGCAACCUGCUGGCCGUGUACACGCCGGAGGAACGUAUUACGACGUGCGAAAUACUCAGCGGUGGCUCGUACCUGGCACUGGCGCUGGAGAACCGCCACAAUCUGAUCACGCUGAAGCUGCGGUCGGGCAGCGAUGGCUCCACAGCCGGGGACGAACGUUCGUCGAUAGUAUACGGUAACUCCGAACACGACGGUAAGCAAUUCGAUUUGAAGCAGUAGAGGCAGUAAAGCGCACAGAAUGUAAGAUAGGUCGCUUCCUUCUAUAGCUGGAAUGAAUCUCCCAACACGCGCGAACGUUAGAUAACGAAUUGUGUUCAUAUGAUAGUGUACGAAUAGCACCGACUUGGUGUGCAUAUUCUGCACCACUGCACCACCCACUGAUGUCAAGCGUAUAACCACUCGGUAGCGCAAACAGAUAAAUGAUAAAGAAUCCGCUCGUAAGCGAAGAAUUGAAUCCACACCCGUUGCACAUCCAUCUUCUAAGGUUAACAGAAUGGCCAUUGUAACACGGAGGCGAAAUGUUUCCCGUCGCAAUGCAUUGCAUGAAUAGCUGUAAGAGUUCGCACACCACAGAAUGCGUGCGUGCAUGUAAAAUAGCUUCCGGAAAGCAAAGCAGGCACAAUAUGAGAAUAAAACGCACAUUAGCAAUCAUUCUGGCGCAGCAAAAACAGAUCAAUUGCGCGAUGAAGCGUUCCUAACCUUCGUUCAGUGCGGGAGUGGCAAGUAUCGAUACGAUUAUCUUCCUUCAUAGAGUAAAUGUUGACACUAGGGAUGAACCAUCGAGUCGCGUUGAAGUGUGCAGCGUUUAGCAGAUAGGUGUUAGGCUCACUGGUACUGCUCAGAUUACUACUUAAAUUUAUAUACUUUCGUUGGUGAGUUAGCUCGUUUUUUUCUGAGGGACUCGGGCUAUUAUUGAAAGGAAGCUCACGGAACUAUUCCUUCCUUGGUUUCCGUUUACUUUCGAACUCAGCAAACGUUUAUUGACAGGUUUACACUAUUCUGUUAUAUGAUUGUGAUCGUUUAAUUGUUGUUAAUUAUUGUUUAGUUAGGUUAAGUACGUUUGUAGCCAUGGUAAUAGUACGCACAGACUGGGAACACAUUGGACAAAGAAUUGGAUCUGGUUUGAAACUAGCUUGGAUAUUGGCAGUUUGUGGAUUUAUUUAUUCGUACACUACAUUGCAAUGAUUGGAAUUGCAACUAUUCAUAAAUCGUUUGGCUGUUUAAUUCAUAACAUGACAUUACAAAACAAACAUCCUUUACUUUGGUUUCGAAGAAAAUGUUUAAGUUCCUCAGAAUCUUGUGGAAUUUACUGAGCUUGGGGUUAUUGUUUUUACAAGCCAUAAGUAGUGAGCUGUGCUUAGUUACGUUACGACAGAAAAAAAGGCGGAAGCGUUAUCGGAAAAUACCAUAUAUACAUUACGCACAUCUCCUAGCUAAUCCUGCAUAGAGCAAUAGUUGUAAACCGUAACCACUUAAGAUAUCAAUAGACGAAGUAAUUAGCAGUUGUCCUAUCUAUACCGCAACCAUGCAACAUAAGCAACACGUCGAACAGUGAGAAACCACCAAAAGAAACCCGUCUAAAAUAGUAACAUUCAAUUGUUUGACGUCACACGCCGAAGCGAAUAGUCACAAUUUUGCGAAGCUAAGCCAACUGGAUACAAUGUAGCAAAUCCACAUUUAAAAAUAGUAAAGCCAUUGCCAUAGAACCAUAGAUGCGCAUACAAAUACGGUGUUAGUGGUCCUUCUAGCCCACCUACAAGCCUCAGAUAUUGCCACCUGAAAGCAGCAAGAGUAUAACACUAGAUAAAAUAUCUCAUCUGGCAUGAGACAUUAAGGCUGGUCCUUGAUGAUGAUGAAUUCUUGCAAGCUAUAGAAAAACCAACCCCACGGUCGACCACGAUGCUUCUGAAUCAAUUCAGCUGUUCUCAACGCUUGAAACCACCUGCCCCCGUAAAUACAGCUGUGAGACCAAAACCAAACCAAAAAGAGACAAAACAAACAUCCAGGUAAUAUAAUAUGUGGUAGGGAUAGGGCCCGGCUUUGCGGUUGGGCCAUAGGCCGCACAAUUUCGGUGGUUUGAGACUCGUUAUAACAUAAGUGGGUGUGAUAGUUUCCGGAUUUUAGUUACCGGCAAGAGUACCGUAGGCAGUGAACAGUGACGGAAAGGUCAUCCACUCUAUUAGGCAGUCUGCGUGAAAAUGUGUAUGUGUGUACGUAGUGCGAAAUGGAGAAUAGUGCGCCAAGUACUCGGACGGCGAUCGCACGCAUUCAACCAAUUAAUCGCGAAAGGACUAACAUCCAAAUCAAAAGAAACAGCAACAAAAAUUGAAAGUUUGUUGGUGGCUGGGAAGUGAAGCUCCAAAAACGCACAAAAACAUAUAAAAGCUAUACAUAUAUGAGUAAAACGCACAACUAAAACAAGUAAAACAUAAGAUACGGAAGGAAUGGAUGACAGUGGAUAGCAGAAGAAGCAAAACAGAGGAGAGAAAGAAAGAAUUAAUCUAAAGCAAACAAACGCAACACAACAUAUAUGCGAUGAAGUACUAUCAAUUUUUAUGUAAAAUCUUUUAAGUAAUAUUGUAUUUGUUACUUUUGAUUUAUAUAUAAAAAAACAUGUAUGUGUGUGUGUGUAUUUUCAAGAUGAGAACAAGCAGAACAAGCUAUUAUACGUAUACAUAAAUAUAUAUAUCACGAAACAACAAAAAAAAACAAGAAAACCACGGAGACAUUGUAACAAGAGCAAAACAGUAUAA